Molecule: messenger RNA, 3395 nt
Organism: Parnassius mnemosyne (clouded apollo)
Lineage: Eukaryota; Metazoa; Arthropoda; Insecta; Lepidoptera; Papilionidae
Source: the annotation of a GenBank genome assembly
AAUGCGGUGCGGUGCGGUGCGCGAAAAUAAACAUAAUUGAACAGAAAUUGAAAAUAGUUUUGGUUACAAAAAAUACAAAGUGUAAUUUGUUUUCAAUUUUUUACUUAACGUAAUUGUAAUUUGUGAAUUUUGUUAAUUGAACAUUUUCAGUGUCAUUUGUAAUAAUAAACACUACACAGGCCGGGUCGCCGAUAUGCUGGAAGUGGUGGGCGAACGUGUGGGAGGGUGGUGCGGUCGAGACUCGGGCUCACUGCGGCAGACGGUGCGCGCUCGACGACGUCACCAUAACGACGUCUACUCAAAGCUGGACAGUGAGAUUGCUGUGAGUGACAUUUUUUAUACAAUUAAGUUUGAUAAACUAGCAUAUGGUCCACGUGAUGGCUACUGGAUUCCUCGGCCCGGAGACACCUACAUGCUAGAUCCCAUUUGCUAAUUACAGUUAAGAUUGCUCAAAAAUAUUGUUCCGACAAAAUAAAAUACAAAUUUAAACAGAACUCAUGAUCUUUUCUAUCAUUGUUCUAUUAUGUCUUCGUUCAUCAAGUUAAGUUUGCACUACUAAACGAAAUGUAUUUUAACGAACGUAUAAAAAAAAAGCAAACCAAUAUUAUAAAACUGCAGUGCACUACACACAGCUAUAUAUACUCGCUGCAGCACGAAUGGGUAGGACCACGCUCUCACAGAACGGCAGAAUAAUGCUCCUGUGUUUCGCAUGGUGAGGGUAGAGAACCGGAGACCCUACUGGUAACAAGGUAUUCUAUUUUAGUUGACAAGGGUGAAAACACAUCUGCGUUUUGAUGGAUUUUGAUGUUUAUGAGUCGAGACAUGUACAUCUAUCUUUGAUUACGAGUCAAAAUGCAGAUAAAUUGUCACCCACGAGGACUAAAAUUGAAUGCCUCGUUUCCAGUACAAAGGAUCUACGGUUCUCUACACUCACUAUAGGAAACACAGAUGCGUUAAGCUGCUAUUUUAAGCCCUAAGAUAAUAAAGAACUCAUACAGCACAGCACCAAUUAUCUAAAUUCAUAAAUAAACUUUUUACCUGCUGGUUUAAAAGACUACAAAAAUAAGUAUUAAGUAAACGCUUAAAAAAAAUCCAAAUUAUAAAAUCGUAAAACCUCCAAGUAUGUGGAGCAAAGAAUGAUAAGAUGGAUGAAGUAUGCGAAAUGAUGAAUGAUAGAGGAAUAGAUGUGUUAUGUGUAAACGAGACGAAACGAAAGGGAAGAGAUGUCACUGCACAUGGCAUGUAUACCGCUUACUGGUCUGGAGUAGACGAGACCGAGCGGGCAUGCCAAGGAGUCGGUGUCAUCCUUUCAGAAAGAAUGGGUCAAUGUGUGAAAGAGUAUGAAUGUGUUAGCCCGAGGCUGCUGUGGAUGCGAAUGAAAGUGGGCUUAAAGAAGUUGUUUGUGCUAGGGGUGUACGCCCCAGAUAUGUCUAAGCCCACUUAUAUCCGAGAGCAGUUUUGGGACAUGGUAAGGCUGGUGUUGAUGAAAUGUAAGGAAAAUGAAAAUAUUAUUAUGUUAGGAGAUUUUAAUGUAAGGGUUGGGGCGAAGAGGUCUGGUUAUGAAAGGAUAUUAGGAACGUUUGGCGAUGAAAGAAUAAAUGAGAAUGGUGAAGACCUCCUCACCGUAUGUGUGAAAAAGAAUCUUUUUGUGGCGAACACUUUCUUUCGCCAUAAGAGGAUUCACAUGUAUACAUGGGAAAGAGGGGAUGAUAGAAGCAUGAUAGAUUUUAUAAUUGUGGAUGAAAGAAUGAGGAGCGCAGUGGUAGAUACAAGGGUUUACCGGGGGUCCAACGUAGGGACGGAUCAUUACUUGGUCUUAUGCCGAAUUAAUGGUCUAUUCAGACGUUGGCGGCAUCGGACAUCGGUGUCUACCACUGCGUUACAGCGUAUAAGAAUAGAGAGGUUACAAGAUGAAGGUGUGAAAGAGAAGUAUAAAUGCAGAUUGAGGGAAAAUAUAAGUGGGUUGAAUGAAUUAUGUAUGAAUGAUUUAGAAUUGAAGAAUGUAUGGAAUAAUAUUAAGAAAGUUUUGGUGGAUGCAGCCACCGAAGUAUGCGGUGUAAGUAAGAGAACGAAUGAAAGGAAAAGUAAUACGUUGUGGUGGGAUGAUGAGGUAAGGAUGGAAGUUGAAGCAAAGAAGAGAGCAUGGCUAGAUUUACUAGCAACUAAAGCUGGUAAUUCUGGCGGUAUGAAUGAUGAGAUUGAAAGAAAAAAGGCAGACUUUAGACGUAUAAAUAAGAGAGUAAAAGAAGUUGUUGAAAGGAAAAAGCAAGAAAGGAUAGAUAAGAAUGAUAGAAGGAUAUCUGAUAACUUCCAGGCAAAUAUUAAAAUGUUCUGGAAGCUCGUAAGAACUGCCAGGGGAAUUUCAAAACAGCCUAGAAUAAAUGCUAUACGAGACGAGAAUGGCUGCAUGCUGAAUGAUGAAGUUUCGAAUUUAAAGAGAUGGAAGGAAUACUUUGAAAGCGUGUUUAAGAGUGAAGAGUCGUCUGGAAUAAGUGAAAUAAAAAUUCCGGAAGAAGUGGAGAGAGGUAGGGAGAUAAGUGUAGAUGAAAUAAUGAAAGCAAUGAAAAGCAUGAAAGCAGGUAAGGCAGCCGGAUAUGAUAGAGUAUCACUCGAAAUGCUGAGGGCUGGUGAGGGUGUGGUUACAGGCCUGCUGCACACCUUGUUUAAUUUAUAUUGGGAACUGAAACGGGUACCGGAAGACUGGUGCAAAGCCGUUAUAGUCUCAAUAUAUAAGGGAAAGGGGUCGCAGCAGGACUGUAAAAACUACCGUGGUAUCAGCUUGCUUAGCAUUGUGGGUAAACUGUAUGCUAAGGUGUUAAUUGAAAGAGUUAUGGAAGAAACUGAUGGAAAAAUUUGGGAUGUGCAAGCUGGAUUUAGAAAGGGGAUGGGGUGUACGGAUCAAGUCUUUUCCAUGCGCAUGAUAGCGGAGAAGUUUUUGGCUAAAAACCAGAAAGUUUUUUGUGCGUUCAUGGACUUGGAAAAGGCUUAUGACAGAGUGGACAGGAAUGUGUUAUGGCAAACACUGAACUCAUUUGGGUUGAGCGCUGGCUUGAUACAGGCAUUAAGAUCUCUUUAUAGGGACUCUAGUGCUUGUGUCAGGAUCAACGGGGUCUACUCGGACUGGUUUGGCAUUCAUAAAGGUGUCAGACAGGGAUGUGUGGCUUCCCCGUGGCUGUUUAACUUAUUUAUGGACAGUUGUUUGCAAACUUUGAAAGUUGAAGAAUGUGGGUUGAGAAUGGGUGAGUCAACCGUCAAAUGCCUUUUGUACGCCGAUGAUCAAGUCAUAUUUGCAUCGUCGGCGGCCGAGUUGCAAAUGAUGGUUACUUUAAUGAAUUGGUCAUUGAAAGAAAGGGGUAUGAAAGUGAACGCAAGUAAGACGAAAGUGAUGGUUUUUG